CAAACACUCUCUCAAACUCUCUCUCUCAAACUCUCUCUCUCUCUCUCUCACUCGCUCUGUUGUAGCGUCUUGUUUGAGCUUUGACACGAUGCCGGUGAUGCCGGGUAGACAAGAGGUGCUGGUCCUGGUGGCGGCUCUGGCAGGGCUGGGAGCUUGCACGGCACCUCCCAGCAUCACGGCGCAGGUCACGGGGAGCUUGCUGAUUGAGAGUGCAGACCAUGUGCAUCUCAAUAGUAGUGGCGGUGGAUCGGUUUGGGUCGACGGGCUAGAUCUUGCAGCCCAUUUGGCCCUCUGGCAGACGGUCAAGGUACAAAACCCACAGUUGUCGUGGAGCGUGCCAUCCGCCCGGGUCGUGGGCGCUGGUGUCAACGGCCCUCGAGCCGUGCAUCUGGCGGAUCUCAACCAGGACGGCCAUCUCGACGUGGUCGCAGGCCUGUACCUUGAUGACAAGGUCAUCUGGUAUCGCAACCAGGGCAACGGCACCUUUGAUGCGGCACAGACCAUUUCCUCGGCGACUAACGCCGCCACGGCGGUUUACACAGCAGACUUGGACAACGACGGUGAUCAGGACGUUCUCAGCGCCAGCUACCAGGACGACAAGGUGGCGUGGUACCGCAAUGAUAACGGUGUUUUCUCCAACCAAAUGGUGCUGGGCACGACCAACGGGGCGCGUGACGUCGUGGCUGCAGACAUGGGAACCUCGGGCCAGAUGGACGUGUUUGCGGCGGGCACGCUGUCGGACCGGAUUGUGCAAUUUCCGUCCACGGGGUCGGCUUUUGGUAGCAAAAUCGACCUCGAGCUCAACGUGAAUGGCCCCCACGUCGUUCGGACGGGAGACUUGGAUCAGGAUGGCUUUGUGGAUGUGAUCACCGCUGGCAGCAGCGACGGCACGCUGUACUGGCUACGCAACCAGGGCGGCAGCAGCUUUGCCCUGGAAACCGAUGGCAUCAUUCAUGCCCAGCUGGCUAGCCCACGCGAUGUGCAGGUUGCCGAUCUCAACGGCGAUGCUAGUCUCGAUAUUGUCGUGUGCAACGCGUAUGACAACACGGUGCUGUGGUUUGCCAACGAUGGAACCGGCAAGUUUGGGCCAGCACAGGCGGUAUCCUCCGUCCUUCGCAGCCCCACCUCGUUGGCCACAGUGGAUUUGGACGAAGACGGGGACCUGGACAUUGUCUGUGCCAGCGGGAACGACGGCCUUGUGAGCUGGCUUCGCAACAACGGCGAUGGCUCCUUCUCUGCAGCGAUGACUCUGAUGAGCGGGGCACAGUUGCCCUACGACGUCGCAGCCGGGGACGUGGAUGGGGACGGCCAUCCAGACGUUGUCGUGGCCAGUUAUUCCGAUGAUGCCAUCUUCUGGAUACGCAACGAUGGCUGGGCCAACCUCAGCGAGACCCGUUUGGCGACUGCCUAACGCUCGGCGUUGCAUCUAAACCGGGUUGACCAUUCAAUUGAUAGUUUCAUUG
This is a messenger RNA of Monosiga brevicollis MX1, 1463 nucleotides long. RefSeq lists its product as uncharacterized. The transcript has a single exon. NCBI's taxonomy places the organism in Eukaryota, Choanoflagellata, Craspedida, Salpingoecidae. The coding region runs from base 89 to 1411 and encodes 440 amino acids. The record is from RefSeq and is a predicted model, not a curated record.